AGGAACUGAAAUUGUCCUCUUGGCGCCACAUUUUCAACCAUAUUUUGGCGCGCAUCACUUCGGUCGGUUGAGCCAUAAUAUUUGUGGCGCGAUAGAUGGCGACUCUAGCAGUCCCAUUUAACACCAAAAUCCGAGCAUGGAGUGUAGUGUGUCUUUGUGAUUAGGAGAGGUUAAUGUAGUUUUAACUCUUUUUGUUGGUUUUUGCUACUUGUUUCCCAAUUUAUUUUACACAAUGGGUGCUUACCGAUCUAAACCGAUCACGGACAAAGUUUCGAGUGAUGAAUCAGGGAAAUAUGUGAAAUGUGGUGCUAGUUCAAUGCAAGGAUGGCGAGUUACUCAAGAGGAUUCUCACAAUUGUAUAAUAGAAUUUGAUGAGAACACAUCUUUAUUUGCUGUAUACGAUGGACAUGGAGGUCAUGAGGUUGCCCAGUAUUGUUCCGAAAAUUUGCCACAGUAUUUGAAGGAAUGCAUUUCAUAUAAGAGUGGAGAGUAUACUAAGGCUCUCAAGGAAGCGUUCUUGGGCUUUGAUGCCACUCUUGUAGACCCCAAAGUUGUGAAAGUGUUGAACAACAUAGUGAAGAGUGCUGACGAAGAAGUGGAAGAAAGUGAGAAUCAAAAUUCAGGAUCAGAAGAUGAAGAAAAUAUUCGAAAUCUGUAUGAAGAGGCUCAAAUGCCUCUUGAAGAGGUGAUGGCAAAGUACCAGACAGACGGUCUUAAUCCAGCGUUGAAGAAGCUCAAAGGAGGGACACCUCCAUCUCCGUACCUUGUUGCCAAACAAUCUAGUAAGACCAAGUUUGCUGAAGAGGCAGGUUCCUCUAAGGCUGGGAGCAGCAGCAGUAGCAGUAGUAGUACGAGCAGUGGGGGAGUGGAGCCUGUGGAAGAAAGUAGCAGUGAGAGUGCUGAGAAAGAGGAAGGAGUAGACUUGAAACAAAGUAAAAGUGAAGGCAAAGAAAAAGUACUAGACCCGAGCGAAGACUCAAAUGGUGAAAAGGCACCUGCAGUAGACAGUAGUAAAGAGACAAAUGGUGAUGAGACCUCUGAAAAAGAUCCUAUCUCCAGCAGUGGCAGUUCUAAAGAGAAAAGUGAAGACACUGGCAGUGAAAAGACACCUCAGAAAAGUAAAGACAAUAAUGAAGAGAAUGCAAGUAAAGAGGUAAAAAGUGAAAGUGAAAAAGAAGAGGAAAAAGGAUUGAAUGAUGAACCUAAAGUAGAGAAAAAGCAAACUGAUAAUCAUUUGAAGAAAGAGGAGGAAAGUGGCAAACAAGAAACAAAAGAGGGGGAAAAGGAGAAGAAAUCACCUAUUAAGAAACUGGAAGUGAAUGGAGAUGUUGAGCCAAAAGAUCUGAAAAAAGAAACAGAAAAUGAACCUCAUGAAAAUGGAGAUGUUGCCGAAGAAGAAACUGAGGAUGAUGAUGAGAAUGAAAAAGAAACAACCAAAUCUCGAAAAGGGAAAGGAAAGGCAAUAAUAAAAAAGUCUGAAAAACCCAAGAGAACAUCUGCUCGUCAAAGAAACAUGGCUAUCUUGUUCCGCUCUUUCCUUGCUGCUCAAGAUAGUGCAGAUAGUGAAUCGGAUGAUGAAGGAGAUGAAUCUUUCCAAGGAGCAGAAGAAAGAAGUAGUAGUGAAGAUGAAGACAAGGAAGAAGCAGAAGCUGAAGGGGAAGAUGAAGAGGAGGAGGGCGUAGAGGUGGAAGAUGGGGAAGAAGAAGAAGACGAGGAGGAGGAGGAGGAAGAAUUUGAAGAAGAUGAUCUUCCGAAGAUAGCAAAAGGGAAUUUUGAACAGCCUGGCGUUGAGAGUGGAUGCACAGCUGUAGUCGCAUUGCUUCAUGGGCGUGAUCUGUACGUUGCUAAUGCCGGUGAUUCACGAUGUAUUGUCAGUCGUGGUGGAGAGGCUCUGGAUAUGAGUUUGGAUCACAAACCUGAAGAUGACAUUGAGAUUGAACGAAUUGUUGCGGCUGGAGGAUUUGUCUCAUGUGAUGGAAGAGUGAAUGGUGGACUUAAUUUAUCUCGAGCAAUUGGUGAUCAUGCUUACAAGCAGACAGAAAAUUUACCCCCCGAGGAGCAAAUGAUAACUGCCCUUCCUGAUGUUCGAACCCUCUCUAUUGAUACUGAAAAAGAUGAGUUCAUGGUUCUUGCUUGUGAUGGUAUUUGGAAUUCCAUGACUAGUCAAGAAGUUGUGAACUUUGUGAGAACGCGAUUGCAGAGUGGUGAGGAGAAGUUACUGUCUCAAAUUUGUGAAGAGCUCUUUGACUUCUGCCUGGCACCAGAUACUGCAAGUGAUGGAACAGGAUGCGACAAUAUGACUGCAGUCAUUGUCCAAUUUCUGCCCAUCUUAUCUGAAGCAAAAUCAUCUGAUUUGCCUAACACUUCUAUCUCCACUGCAACAAACAAGAGGCCAGCUUCCCCCACUGAAAAUACAGAUUCUUCUGCAAAACGGUUGAAGACAGGUGUAGUUUGAAUCGGUUCUGUACUUACAUCUCUUAUGCGGAGAUCCCAUGGCAGUGUGCAUCUCAGUCAAGGCAGACUAUAACAUUUUAUGUACACUCCUCAGGAAUGCAAGUAAAAUGGACUAUGCAUUUAGAAAAACCAGUGUGUCAUGUGCUCGUGUUUUUAUUUAUGCCUCACAAAAAUAAACUGUGUGGGUGAUGUUGAAAAGAGCGCAUUCAGAUGUGGUUUUGAAUGUUCUGUGGAAUAGAGAAAUUACCUUACCACAAAAAAAGUCCUUAUUUUAGUGUUUCAAAAUAUCCUUGAUUAAGGAUUAAUUUGUUGUAUGUUUAUUCUUCCUGUGUUAAAGUUUGGGGGGAAAUGCACUACUUAUAAUAUUUUGACUGUUUUUCCUAUUGUUUUAUCACUGACCUCCCCACAGUGCACAUUAAUUAAUUUUGUUGAAGUGGUCACCAAAACACUAAAUCCAAUUUUGGACAAUUUUUGUUGAAUAGGAUAAAAAGCAACAACUGAAACAAAUCUCAUCAAUCUGACGUAUUAAUUUUUCUAGCCAGUAUUGUGUUACUGCGUAUUUCAUUCAUGAACCUUUGCAUUACCAGUUUGAGAUUCUUCUCACAGAUAUGCGUCCCAUUUUUGUUUGCAAUCAUAUAUUAGAACAACAGUACCUGUUAGAACUACAAAAGGUAAGGUAGGCUACUCCUGCCAUUAUUUUUCUUACUUGGAUAAGUGUUAUUUUAAUGAAUUUCUUUGGUUUUGGGGCCAGGCACAAGACAACAUAAAAUAUUGAAAAUAAUUGGUUUUGAUUCUUUCUGAUUAAUGUUUAAAGUACUUGUGCUGAUAAAACCCCAAGUCAACAAUUAAUAUCUGAUUUUCAAAUUGAAGUUUCUUGUGAUUCAGUUGAGAAGUUUUUUCAGUGUUUGUGCGAUUUUUAAUGAUUCAUCAUGUAACACUGUGUGUAUGAUUUUGAGGAUGCAUUGUUACAAUGUCAUGAAUUCUCAUUGCUAAAUCACAAUAAAGAACCAGCAUUAUUUUACUCUGCUGUAGAAUUAUUUUAUUUUAGAAUCCUGGAAAUGCCAUUCUCUUCACUGAGAAUGUGAAGGAGGAGAUGUAGGAGAAAGAAUUUGAUCUAGGAAAAUGGGAGGAUACUCUGUUUGACAACUGAAGGAAAGUAUGGAUAUUCCUGAAAUGAAUUUUAUUCCAAGUUAACAUAGUAAAUUCAGUUAAUAAAUAAUAAAUAUGUGUAUUUCAUAAGUUAUGAAUUCCU
Molecule: messenger RNA, 3706 nt
Organism: Gryllus bimaculatus (two-spotted cricket)
Lineage: Eukaryota; Metazoa; Arthropoda; Insecta; Orthoptera; Gryllidae
Source: the annotation of a GenBank genome assembly